This is a messenger RNA of Yamadazyma tenuis ATCC 10573, 2559 nucleotides long. RefSeq names its product translation initiation factor eIF3 subunit c (gene NIP1). Lineage: Eukaryota; Fungi; Ascomycota; Pichiomycetes; Serinales; Debaryomycetaceae. Gene Ontology annotation, biological process: translational initiation. Gene Ontology annotation, cellular component: eukaryotic translation initiation factor 3 complex. Gene Ontology annotation, molecular function: translation initiation factor activity; translation initiation factor binding; RNA binding. The record is from RefSeq and is a predicted model, not a curated record.
AUGUCACGUUUCUUUGUUAAGUAUGACUCUGAUUCAUCUUCAGAAGAAGAAGACUUGUUGAGUUCCGAUGAGGAAGAAGCAUUGGUCGUUUCUUCUUCUCCUGAACAAGAAGAUGAUGACAGUGACUUUUUCAAAGACUCCGACAGCGAAAGUGACAGCGAUAGUGAUAGUGAUGCCCCUAAGGGUCCAUCUUACUUCUUAAAGAGAUCUUUCCUCAAAGGUGGUAACGAUUCAGACUCCGAUAGUGACGGGGAAGAUAGAAGAGUGGUCAAAUCAGCUAAAGAAAAGCUAUUUGAUGAUAUCAAAGAAACUAUUGACAAGUUGGAAAUUGCCAAAUUAAUCAACAAUUGGAUAAAUGCAUUGAACGAGUUUGACAAGUUGGGUAAAUUGUUGACCAGAUCCCACCAGCAAAACUUUGGUACACCAAACUUUUAUAUUAUUGCCUUGGCUGAUUUGGAGGAUUUUGUCAACGAAGCCAAUACCAAUAACGAAGAUAAAGAUAAAAAGAAGAUUCCGGCUGACCAGUCCAGAGCGUUCAACACUUUGAGGCAAAGAGUCAAGAGACACGCCAAGGAGUUCCAAGCUUUGGUUGAUUUGCGUAGAGAAUCCCCUGAGUUGUUUGAAUCUGAGGACCCAGUUGAAGUUCCAUUGGCUUCUGGUGUUAGUAAGACAGGUGAAGAAUCUGGUUUUGCUCCUUCUAGUGCCAGCAGAAACUUGAGUCCUGUGUUCACGACUUUGAAGCAAAUCAGUGAAAGCAGAGGUAAAAGAAACAUUGACAAGUUUGAACAAAUCCAAAUUUUAGAAACCUUAUUACAAGAAACCAUCUCAGGCAAAACGUUCGAGUUGAUUUCCAUCUACCAAAUGUUGAUUUCGGUGAGAUUUGAUGCUUCUGCUAACCAAACAUUCAUGCCUUUAGACCAGUGGCAAAAGAACUUGAAUGAUAUAAAUUUAUUUUUGGACUUGUUGAAAAAAUCCAGCACGUCUUAUCAGGUCAGUGAAUUAGGAAAAACCACUGAUGAUAUUGAUAUUGAGCCAGAAGCAAACGCCGACGGUGUCAAGAUAAUUUUUGGUUCUAUCAGUUCUUUAAUCGAAAGAUUGGAUGAUGAACUAACCAGAUCUUUACAAAGCACCGAUCCUCACUCGAUUGAAUAUGUUGAAAGAUUGAAGGAUGAAAGCAGCAUCUACAAAUUGAUCUUAAAGGGACAAUUAUACGUUGAAUUCACUACUCCUCAAGAUAAGAUUACCGAAGUCAACGACCAAUUAUCCAGAAUAAUUUCAAGAAGGUUGGACCAUAUUUAUUACAAGCCAGACCAGUUGAUAAAAUCCAACGAAAGAGAUGCCUGGGAAUCUGUCGAUGCUUCUACCAAGUCCGUUAUUGCGUCAAGAGGUGCUUCUCCUAAAGAAUUGGUGGAAGGAUUGGUUGAUUUCUUAUCUGAAAACUCGACCGAAAUCUAUUCUAAAAAGGCCUUGUUGAGCAAGAUCUACUAUUUUGCCGUCAAUAAUGACCACAAGACCGCCAACGAAUUGUUUGUUUCGUCUAGAAUCUAUUCCACCAUUCAUAAUGCUGAUUCUUCGUUACAAAUUAUGUACAAUAGAGCCUUGGUUCAAUUAGGGUUAAGUGCUUUCAGAGUUGGUUUAAUUGAAGAAAGUCAGCUUGCAUUGAAUGAGAUUGCUUACUCUCAAAGAUCUAAAGAGUUGUUAGGUCAAGGUUUCAAUACUAAGUACCCAAGUCAGGCAACAGUUUCUGAAAGACAAAAGUUGUUACCAUUCCACAUGCAUAUUAAUUUAGAAUUAUUGGAAUGUGUUAACAUGACAAGUUCUUUGUUAAUUGAAAUUCCAGCCUUGGCACAAUCUUCCAGUUCAACCAAGGACUCCAAACGUAAGGCAUCUGCCAGAUCCUUCAAGAACAAAUUGGAAUUCCAUGAUAGACAAUACCUUACUGGACCUCCAGAGAGUAUUAAAGAUCACAUUAUCCAUGCUUCCAAAGCAUUGCAAAAAGGUGACUGGUCUAAGGCUUACAACUUGUUAGCAUCCAUCAAAGUGUGGAAGUUGUUCCCUAAUAAUGCCGAAUUGUUAGAGAUGAUGAAGCAUCAAUUGCAAGUGGAAGGUUUAAGAACUUACAUCUUCACCUAUAAAUCGGUUUACACCAAAUUAUCGGUGGAUUUAUUAUCCACCAACUUCAAACUUGAAGACGACAAGGUUGUGUCCAUUUUGAAUAAGAUGAUUGAAUCUGGUGACAUAAAUGCUUCUUUAAGCGAGGAUAAGAAGUUCAUAAACUUUUCAAGUAACGAGACUCAAAGAACCAGAUUACAAGAAUUGGCCAUCAUAUUGAAUGAAAAGGUUGGUUUGUUGACCGAAAAGAAUGAAAAGACUGCUUACCACGGACGUGGUAGAAAGAGUCAUCAACAGAACCAAGACGGUCAACAAAGAGAUCAAAACAAGGAACAAACUCCUCAACAACAGUCCAAAGACCAAAGAGAACCCCAAGAGGAAUACGUUAACAGAUUCAGAUUGGCUAAUGUUAACUCCAAUAACGAUGAAUUUCAAGCUACUGCUUAA